AUGCAGUUCUUCAUCACCAUCCUCUCCCUGGCUGUCGCCGUCUCCGCUGUGCCCCAAGGCAACGGCAACGGCAACGUUAUCUGCAAGGGCGGAAACGAGAAGGCAGUGUGCUGCAGCAGCGAGGGAUUGCUCGGCGCCGCACAGUGCAUCACUCUCCCCAUCAGCGUCCAGCAGGCCGGCUGCGAUGGUAGCAUCCGAUGCUGCGACACCGAUGCCGAGGAGCAUCAUCGCAGUCGGAGUAACAAUGACAGAAGCCCCGCGAUUCCAACAAACCUCCAAACCUGCACUAGCAAGCCGUUACAACUCGUCAACAUAGACGAGGGGUUUGCAUCCGGCUCGGAUAUUUCGCGCCUUUUCUUGACCCGCAACCGGCAGCUAAGAGGCUCACUCAGAGACGUGCGCGCGAUCGAAUCGAUUCGCGGAACUCCCAUUCUUCCUGGUACUAUCGAUGCUGCUGUUGCUCACCUCAUAAUCGCUAUUCGUGGUGCCAAACUGCAAGCUGAAGAUGCGUUAGGAACAGCGAUCGCAGCGCUCAAGAACCUGAACAUUACGACGCUCAUGAAAGGCGCAAUGGAAUGGAUAAAGCUGUGCCGUUGGGAGACUGCCGCACUUGUUGUUCCCGUGGUUCUUAUGGCAUGUACAUCUGCCUUCCUGGGGCUUGUUGGGUUUACAGCUGGUGGCGUUGCGCCAGGGAGUCUUGCAGCGUGGAUCCAAGCGAGUAUUGGAAACGUCGCGGCUGGUUCUGUGUUUGCGACUCUGACUAGCGCAGCAAUGGCGGGAGAUGGUACACCCAUUGUCCUGCGAGGUGUCUGGGGUGUUAGUAGUGUUAGUAGUGUUUUGUGUUGGGUUUCUGCGGCUUGGAAGAAGUGGACGAAAGACUCGGGCGACGCAGAUCAUACUGAGCAAGGAAAGAGCCAUACUAAAGGUGAAGGCAUAGAGACGGCGCGUCGUAACUGCGACAGACUACUUGAUUAACAACACAACCUUGGAAGCAUUUGAGCUCACUUCUGAAAUACUAGUUCUAGAAUCAGGGCGCCAUCUUGGCUCGAGCAAAUACCCGUCAAUAUGAUGAGAAUGUACCCUAACUACCCAGGUACCGCCGCUCUUCAUCCCCAUGCUCAGCCUCGUCAUCUCAGCCUUGUUGUCUUACCUACUCAUCUCCGCUAGAGAUUGCAGUACAAUAUGCAAUGUGCGAAGAAAUCCGUCUGCAGCGCGGAAUUCCGUACCAGGAUUUUCGAACCCAUGUAGAAGUACCUAGGUAUUAGUGAUCCAAUAGCGACAGGGGAUGAACAUGCUCUUCCGCGCUAGCGAUUGCAGUACACUCAGUUUUCAGCGUACACUCUGUCAGACUAUGCUAUUGGUACAAGCCCUGUCAUCUUUCAUGCACACAGCCCCCUUGUGUGUGCAUGGCCAUUGAUCG
Molecule: messenger RNA, 1420 nt
Organism: Alternaria rosae
Lineage: Eukaryota; Fungi; Ascomycota; Dothideomycetes; Pleosporales; Pleosporaceae
Exons: 3
Coding region: 1-975 (324 amino acids)
Cellular component (GO): membrane
Source: RefSeq, a predicted model, not a curated record